Messenger RNA from Humulus lupulus (European hop), 2409 nucleotides. RefSeq names its product phosphoenolpyruvate carboxykinase (ATP) 1-like. Lineage: Eukaryota; Viridiplantae; Streptophyta; Magnoliopsida; Rosales; Cannabaceae. Gene Ontology annotation, biological process: gluconeogenesis. The transcript is spliced from 12 exons. Gene Ontology annotation, cellular component: cytosol. Bases 106 to 2199 code for a protein of 697 amino acids. The record is from RefSeq and is a predicted model, not a curated record. Gene Ontology annotation, molecular function: ATP binding; phosphoenolpyruvate carboxykinase (ATP) activity.
UCAUCAUCAUCUUCAUCACCAGUGUCAUCUAAUUCUCUAAGCACUCGUCUAAACCCUAUCGAAUACGAUUAUAUUCUUCUUCAAUAUUUAUAUACAUAAAAAUCGAUGGCGGAGAAGAGAGGAUCAUCAUCACCAUCAUCAUCGUCAUUCGAUGGUGAUCAUGAGAUGAAAGGUGGCAGUGGCAGAAAAGAGUUCAGCUUCGGAAGGAGCGUGAGUAUUGGACGAAACGGGCUGGCGAAGAUCGAAACGGGGAAUAAAACGACGUCGUCGUCCUCAGAGGAGGUCUGUCACGAUGACAGCUCGGCUCCGGUGAAGGCGCAAACACUGGACGAGCUUCAUUCACUUCAGAGGAAGAAGUCGGCGCCCUCCACUCCCAUCAGGUCUUCGGGUUCCCCCAGAUUGUUCCCCAUUUCUGAAGACGAUCUUCAUAAGCAGCAACUCCAAUCCAUUAGUGCGUCAUUGGCGUCAUUGACGAGAGAAACAGGGCCGAAGUUGGUGAAGGGAGACCCCGCCACCGCACGGAAGUCAUCGGAGGCCCAGAAGACACCAACUCACCACCACCAUCACCAUCACCAUUUUAAUUACUCUGCUCCCACCAUUGCUGUCAGUGACAGUUCCCUUAAGUUUACUCAUGUUCUCUAUAACCUCUCCCCUGCUGAACUGUAUGAACAAGCUAUAAAGUCGGAGAAAGGUUCGUUCAUAACGUCAACUGGUGCAUUGGCCACACUGUCCGGGGCAAAGACAGGUCGAGCUCCACGAGACAAGCGUGUUGUUAAGGAUGACACCACUGAGGAUGAGCUGUGGUGGGGAAAGGGCUCUCCUAAUAUUGAAAUGGACGAACAAACCUUUUUAGUCAACAGAGAAAGAGCUGUGGAUUACUUGAAUUCCUUAGAGAAGGUAUUUGUGAACGAUCAAUUUCUGAAUUGGGAUCCAGAAAACCGAAUCAAAGUUCGGAUUGUAUCCGCCAGAGCUUACCACUCCUUAUUUAUGCACAACAUGUGCAUACGACCCACUCCAGAAGAGUUGGAGGACUUUGGGACCCCUGAUUUCACUAUAUACAACGCUGGUCAGUUCCCAUGCAACCGUUACACCCACUACAUGACCUCAUCCACCAGCAUAGACCUCAAUCUUGCUAGGAGAGAAAUGGUCAUUUUGGGCACCCAAUAUGCUGGUGAAAUGAAGAAAGGCCUAUUUGGUGUGAUGCACUAUCUCAUGCCCAAGCGCCAAAUCCUCUCCCUUCAUUCCGGCUGUAACAUGGGCAAAGAUGGUGAUGUUGCCCUCUUCUUUGGAUUAUCAGGCACUGGGAAGACAACCCUUUCCACUGAUCACAAUAGGUAUUUGAUUGGGGAUGAUGAGCAUUGCUGGAGUGACAAUGGUGUGUCGAACAUUGAAGGAGGCUGCUAUGCUAAGUGCAUUGAUUUGUCUAGGGAAAAGGAGCCUGAUAUUUGGAAUGCUAUCAAGUUUGGAACUGUGGUGGAGAAUGUGGUCUUUGAUGAGCAUACUCGAGAAGUAGAUUAUUCAGACAAAUCUGUUACAGAGAACACCAGAGCUGCCUAUCCAAUAGAGUACAUUCCAAACGCCAAAAUACCCUGCGUUGGCCCUCAUCCUAAGAACGUGAUUCUCUUGGCCUGCGACGCGUUCGGAGUUCUCCCCCCUGUGAGCAAGCUGAGCUUGGCCCAAACUAUGUACCAUUUCAUCAGUGGUUACACUGCUCUGGUGGCUGGAACAGAGGAGGGUGUAAAAGAGCCACGAGCAACAUUCUCAGCUUGCUUUGGUGCGGCCUUUAUAAUGUUGCAUCCUACAAAAUAUGCCACAAUGCUAGCUGAAAAGAUGCAAAAACAUGGCGCUACAGGGUGGCUUGUUAACACUGGCUGGUCAGGUGGAAGAUAUGGUUCUGGUAGCCGUAUCAAGUUAGCUUACACAAGGAAAAUCAUUGACGCCAUUCACUCAGGAGCUCUGUUAAAGGCAAACUAUACCAAAACUGAAGUAUUUGGUCUGGAAAUCCCCACUGAGAUUGAGGGUGUCCCAUCACAAAUCCUGGACCCUAUAAACACUUGGUCGGACAAGAAGGCCUACAAGGACAGCCUACUUCAUCUUGGUGGUUUGUUCAAGAACAAUUUUGAGGUGUUCUUGAACUACAAGGUCGGAAAAGACAGUAAUUUGACUGAGGAAAUUGUUGCAGCUGGUCCUAAUUUUUGAUCAGGAAAACAAAAUUGUUUUACAAUUUUUACUUUUAUGGAGAAGAAUAUGGAAUCAAGAACGGCUUCUAUUGUUAUGUUAGAAAAAUAAAAUAAUCAUAUCCAUUUAUAUUCAUUCCUAAGUUUGUGUGUUUUCAUUCUCCACUUUUUGAUAAAGUGAGGCAACUUAUGUAUACAUUCAAUAAUAUAUUAAAAGUUCUUUUUGGUUACA